UGAAUGAGACAUUUACACCAAAAGCGCAAAAGACUUCUCUGAGAAAAAAAGGUUAAAAUGUCUCAGGAAAAAUAAAUGAAAAAAAAGAAAUGCGUAAACAUGUCCUUUCCGUUGCUAGGAGCCGGGAACGUCCUUUCUUGUUGGAGACUGAGAGGAAAAUGGAGCCUUGCGCACAUUUCAGCUCGUGCAGUUUGCGCUCUGUCAGUCUGUCUGUCCUCUCCCUCUCUCUCCUUUUCUCUCUCUCUCUCCUUUGCAGAUAUUCUGAGUGCGCAUCUUCCUCCUCUCCGGAUCCUGUUCUGGAGCCCUCCUCAGCUCCACAGUGGGAGAGAGAACCGUGGGAAUUUUCUCAAACUUGACAGGGGGAAAAAAAAAAACAAAAACUUGUUUGCAGCUGUUGGAGCACAUCAGGCGUGAAGGAGCAGCAGAGUCAUUUCAUUAAGACAAUGUCCAGUCCGUUGGAGAAGGUCGUAGCCCAGAAGAAAGAGGCCAUCGAGGCUGCGAUGGACAUGUUUGAGAAGGGGGCCGAGGUGUUGGCCAGCGCUGUGGGCGAGCUCUUCCCUCUCUGUGAGGCCGCCGCCCCGGUUCUCCGCCUGGCCUUAGACAAUGUCCAGAGCAAAGAGGUCUUCUACGUCAAAGAGCAGUUCCUGACCGUGAGGAACAAGCUGGACGUCCUGUCUGCACAGCUGGAAGACAUCGACUGUGAGAUCAAGAAGGGGAGGCUGGACUCACAGUACUUCUCUGUGGAGGAGAACAUCAGGAACCAGUUUAGGAAAUACAUGGACAUCCUGGAGGCCAAACAGCAGUUCAGGGAGGUGAAGACCAGACUUUUCCUGGAGCAUUUUUCCAAAACUGGAGGGGAGAAGAAUCUUUUUGUGCUGUAUGAUGCUGUGAUGGGGACCAACAGCUUUGGAGAGUCGGUUUUAGAGGUGGUGGACAGGUAUGUAGCAAGGAACCGCCGCCUCCUGGAGGAUUUCUGUGUCCGCCUGAAGGAGCUCUUCUGUCUGGGCCUGAUCGCCCUCCUGGGCCACAGCGCUUUAACCCAGGGCCAAGAGGAUGAAGAGGAGAAAAUCAGAGAGUGGAGCAGCAAAAUUGAAGAAGUUGAGUCCAGGAUGAAGAUGACUAUUGAGUCCUGUGUUGCUGGAUUUGCAGAGCAAGCAAAGUUAGACUCCCAGCACCUCCUUCAGGAAAAAGAAGCAGAGAAUCUGCAGGAUUCGACUCAGCGGCUCCUGGAGUUCUUGGUGAAAAAGUACGACUGGGUCAGCUGGUCCGUGCGGCUGAUCAACCAUUCAGGGAGCACGUACCGCAACUGGAGAGCAGGGGAGCACUUUCACCAUGUGGCGGGACAGAACUGGUUCGAGGUCCUCCAGGUGAACAACAUCAACCUAGUGGUGUCGUUCAGCUCCAAACCCCAGCCGGUGCCUCGAGACUUUAUCCAGCAGGUGAUGGAGGGCCCGGGGAAGAAGGGGAAGGCUCCAGAUGUGGUUGAGGUGCUGGAGAAGCAGCUGUGUGGGUUUGUUGUUCACGCUGUGAGUCGCCAUAAGGAGUCUGCAGCUGCAUGGAACUUUCCGGAAGACUGUCACUACUGGGAGAGACACAAGAAUGUGGCGGUUUGUGUGCACUCUGAGUAAAACUGAAACAGAGAGUAUGUUGACCAGAUCAGUGAGUUGAUUCAUCAUGAAAUUAUUUCAGUAGUGAAUCUCAAGCUGCUUUCCCACGUGCAUAACAGAAACUUUUCAGAGAUACCAGCCUGCCCUGAAAUCUUCCUAAGUGGCUUUUUCCUUCCUGCCACGCAGGUUUUUACCUUUGUAUCAGUGUUACAUGUAACUGGAAAAAAAUGGAAAAGAACUCACUUAUGAGCAGAAAAGAGUACCAUGCUAUGUCCAGGUAGUAUUUGAAUUUUCCUAAAUACUACAGUAUCUCCUACACUGACAUAUCAGCUCACCUCGACUUCACACAGAAGGCGGCUGGCAGCAGGUAAAGUAAGGGAAACAAAUCUGGUCAUUCAUGUUUGCACAUUCAGCUCAUCCCCAAAAUUCUGCAGGAAAAUUCCAGAGCUUUGUGCAUGUGCGAAAGCAGCUUCAGAGAAUGGGAUCAACACGCUCGUAACAUUACCAACAUGGUCUUAUUUAGCAGACCAGGUAUUAGCCAGGUGUAACCAAUCUACUUGAAAGCCUCUCUUUUUAAGUGACGUCUUAUUUUUGUUACUUUGUUUAUACACUGAGCAGCAUGCUGAGUAUCGAGCAUCACGUCAUUAUAUUGUGUAAAAUAUUAUUUUAUGCGUCUGUGUUUGCAAACAAGUGAUACACACUUUUGUCAUGCAAAUUAAAAAUGCAUAGCAUCAGUCACUUUACAAACUUGACUG
This is a messenger RNA of Cheilinus undulatus (humphead wrasse), 2362 nucleotides long. RefSeq names its product protein rapunzel-like. The transcript is spliced from 3 exons. Lineage: Eukaryota; Metazoa; Chordata; Actinopteri; Labriformes; Labridae. The record is from RefSeq and is a predicted model, not a curated record. The coding region runs from base 444 to 1628 and encodes 394 amino acids.